Molecule: messenger RNA, 349 nt
Organism: Drosophila hydei
Lineage: Eukaryota; Metazoa; Arthropoda; Insecta; Diptera; Drosophilidae
Exons: 2
Coding region: 62-334 (90 amino acids)
Source: RefSeq, a predicted model, not a curated record
CAUUUAUCGCUUUGAUCGUAUAAAAUGGGUGCAGACACCUUUCGGUUUGACUGUUCCUAACAUGUGUUCAGUUAUGUAUAAGGAAUCUGACUACUGGUAUCAAUAUUGGACAAGAUUUGUAACUAACAAAGAAGACGUGAAGAACGAAUGCUUUUACCCUGGAACUAAACUGAUUUACGAACCGUUCAACCUAAGCGUCACAAUGGAUUUUACUGGAAUCCCCUUAAACGGACGAUACAAUGUUAUCGCAACAAUCAAGGCGUUUAGCUUGAAAAAUGUCGAGCGGGACACUAGCAUCUGCUUCGGAAUCGAAGGAGAAUUUAACAGGCUGUAAAUUAUAGCAGCAACU